Messenger RNA from Anopheles funestus (African malaria mosquito), 1303 nucleotides. RefSeq names its product transmembrane protein 138. Gene Ontology annotation, cellular component: cilium. The record is from RefSeq and is a predicted model, not a curated record. The coding region runs from base 91 to 579 and encodes 162 amino acids. The transcript has 3 exons. NCBI's taxonomy places the organism in Eukaryota, Metazoa, Arthropoda, Insecta, Diptera, Culicidae.
CAAGCAAUUGUCAACUCGACGAACGUCAGUUCAGUAUUGUUUUGGUGUUGGAAAAAUCGAACAUAGAAGUUUACAAAACAGCAUUUUACAAUGCUCAAGUUAUCGCUAAAACGAUUUGCCUCUGUUCUUUUCUUUCAAAUGCUUUUUCUCAUGGUGGAUUUGGGAAUUAACAGUUUUUCGUAUCUCGCCCGUGGUCAUCAUUCGGCAGUGAUUUUCCUGUUCAUUGCCCAGGAUGUCUGCUUAAUGCUCUCGUUCACGGCGUUCGUGUUCAGUCUAUAUUCGACCUACGUCUACCAGGCGGGAAUGGCCAAUCUGCUGUACGAAAAAUUUCGUACCCCACUGCUUAUAAGCAUGAUCUACUUUUUCCUCAGCAUCGCUCUCCACCUGUGGCAGGUAGUUGGACACUCUAGCGAACCGUAUCAAUUCCAAUGGCCAAAGGCACUGACGGCACUGUUCAUCAUACACCGACUGUUUUCGCCCAUCUAUUAUUACCUCUACAAGAAAUCCGCUUUGAAGAUGAGUGAUCCGCGAUUCUACGAAAAUCUGGAUUGGAUUGCUUCGCAGCUAUCGAUUAAAUAAGUUCAUAAUAUGAAUACCAUAAUUUACUCAAACGCACUAAAUGUUCCAUGUGAAAAAAUAAUACUUACACUCUCCAAAGCUAGUCAGAAAGUAUUAACUCGUUAUGUGGCAGUAUAGUUUCAGUACGAAUAAUUUAAACUUAUGAGACUGAGUUUCCGCUAAUAAGUAAGGUCAUAUGCGUUAGCCAAUGACAACCAAACUAACCAAAGCACAAGCACUAAUUCAUGUGCGAAAAAGUAAUCUCAUUCCUUAUUAUGUCCGUUCAACUAAUUGUAAGAAAUAUGGAACUAAAUAAUCGUCGUUUAAGGCAAGCACCGAUCCAACUAUAAAUUGAUAUUGAUAAAGUCAUGCCUCUAGUCACAGUGUUUCGUCUGGCACCAGCACUAGGUAGGUUUAGAUGUAGUGAAAACUCAUAAAUGUCUAAUUUGUUCCACAUAUCAGAAUAAAGAGUUUAAAUUGAAACACAAUGUGUGAUGGACACCUUGAGAAAAUGUGAAAAUCGCGCUUAAUUUCAAACAUAGAAGUCAGUAAACCUCUUACACCACAUAGAUUAUUGCAGAACUCAAUACAGAAGGUUAGUGAAGUAAUGAAAGUAGCUUGGUGAAUAACCUGAUUCGGUUUGUUAGAUAAAACUAACGAAAGCUCCAGUACCAUGCAGACCUUUUUUUAUAUGUUUUUGUAUAAAGGUUUACGGUUCCUUUUUCCAAAUCAUUAAUUAUUGUUG